UCUACUUCACCUCAAGCAACUUUACUCGCACUUCUGGAUUGUGCCCGCGCGAUAAGAUGGAGAUCGACAAGAUGUUCAAGAUUCCGUCCGCCCCUGUGGGGAAAGGCACAAAGAGGAGGAUGCCUGACCUUCCGUCCGCAGACAUCUUGAAGCGGUUCAAGCUCGACACGGACGACAGGGACCCCUCCUUGGGCUUGAGCGGACGCGCAGCUAGAGUGGAGGAUGAGAACGAGGAGAGCCACGGGAUGGAAGCAGCGGAAGAGCCGCAGGAGCCUCACGGCGAUGUCGAUGACGAGGACGACGACGAGGGUGGCCGCUUUUUCGGCGGUGGCCUGAAUCACGAGCAAACGAAUAUCCUUGACAUCUUCGAUAAGGCGGGAGAUGCUGAAGGAACCACCGCAGCCCUGACCUUGCCACAAUUGCGACGCUUGAUAGGCCUAUUUGAACGUGUCGUAGCGAAGAACGCUGAGCAGCGCGGCAAGUAUCCCGACGAUCCCACCAAGUUCAUUGACUCGGAGGCGGACCUCGACGCCAUGCUGAAGCAAUUCCUGCCACUGACGGAGAAUCCGGCUCUCUACUAUCCGGAGCUGAUCGACUCUGGUGUCAUUGGCCUCUUCGCCAAUCUCCUGAGUCACGAGAACACCGACAUUACCGUGGAUGUUGUCCAGGUUUUGCAAGAGUUGACGGACGAGGAUAUCGGUGAGGAGGAUGAGCUAGAGGAGGAGAAUGAUGGCAACGAGGUUGGAGGUGCCGCAGCCACGCGGCUGGCUCUCGCGCAAGUGGUGGACGAGCUGCUCAGCCACUCUAUCUUCGAGCUCUUGGUUUCAAAUCUUUCGCGGCUUGAUGAAGGGGAAGAAGGUGACAGCCAGGGUGUUUUCCACAUCUUAGGGAUGUUCGAGAACCUGCUCACAUUCAUGCCUCCACUGGCGGACCAGCUCGUGUCAUCCACCAAUGUUCUGGCUUGGCUGCUUAACCGUGUCAGCAAAAGCACGUUCGACAGCAACAAGCAGUAUGCCUCGGAGAUUCUUGCCAUCCUUCUGCAGCGCGCAGCCAAUGUCGAAAAGGCACUUGAGCUUGGUGGUGUUGAAACCCUAUUGAUGGUUCUCGCGCAAUAUCGCAAAGCGGAGCCCAGGGACGGCGAGGAGCAAGAGUUCAUGGAAAAUAUCGUCGACUGCCUGUGCUUUCUGUUGUCAACAACGCGCGGGCGUCAAGAAUUCUUCGACACUGAGGGCGUCGAGCUGAUGCUUCUCAUCCUGAAAAAAAAGCAACUAUCAAGUCUUCGCGCACUUAAGGUGCUCGAUUACGGCCUUCAGACGGAGGCCGGGGCCAAUAGCUGCGAGCGCUUUGUGGAAAUGCUCGGCCUCAAGACUAUGUUCUCAUUCUUCAUGGGGAAGACCGACAAGAAGAAGCGGCAGGCAGCGCCCAACUUCGAAGAUGACGAGCGCAUUAUGAGCGUAAUUGCUACGCUAUUCUCAAACUUGGCCUCUGACUCCCCCGCCCGAUUGCGGCUGGUGGCCAAGUUUGUGGAGGAAGACUAUGAGAAGGUUGACCGGCUCUUGGAGUUGCGGGAGCAGGCGUCAGCCAAACUGCGCCCUGUCGAUCGACAGAUCGCUGCAUCUCGAGAUGAGCUCGGCGCAGAGAUUGACGACGAACAGGAGCAGGAGUGGUACCUGACCCGACUUGCAGCAGGAUUGUCUGCCCUGCAGACCGCUGACGUGAUUCUUGGAUGGAUUUGCAUGGAGGACGACGGAAUCAAAGCCCAUGCCGAAUCGCUGAUGGCGCGCAAAAGCCUGUCCAUGCACGACGUGGUCAACGUUAUAAAGGAACGUGCGAGCCACAUCGAUGUCGACGAAGAGGAUGUAGACCCCAGCGUCCUCCAGCAGCGAAUGAUUCUAGAUGGCCUUAUCAACUUCCUUGGAGGUGGCCUCUGAUAUACGGGAGCAGUUCUCAGCAUGCGGGGGCA
Messenger RNA from Cutaneotrichosporon oleaginosum, 1963 nucleotides. RefSeq lists its product as uncharacterized. Gene Ontology annotation, cellular component: spliceosomal complex. Lineage: Eukaryota; Fungi; Basidiomycota; Tremellomycetes; Trichosporonales; Trichosporonaceae. The record is from RefSeq and is a predicted model, not a curated record.